AUGGAUCUGCCGCCUCUCUUCGACGCCGUCGAUGGGCAGACGGCCCUGUCUGGUCCUGCGCGCGCCUGCUCCGCUCCCGCAAAGCGUCGACGCCCCGCGCCCUCAUUGACUGAUUGUUGCCGCACUUGCCGCUUGCGAAAGGUCAAAUGCUCAGGCAACCCUGGCGAGGGGCCUUGCAGCAACUGCGCCAGGCUGGACCUGACGUGCGGCUUUACCGCUGCCGAGGACGACGACGACGUAGCGAUCUCGAGAACGACUCCGUCGUAUAGCCAUACCGAGGCCGGCACCUUGAGGAAGAGGGCCCAGAGGGCCUGCAGCCAGUGCCACUCUCACAAGACCAAGUGCUCGGGUAAUCUGCCGCGGUGUAAGCGAUGCGAGUCCGGCGGGCUGGCCUGCGAGUACACUCCCGCGAAACGACGCUUCACCAACGUUCGCUUCCGGAACCCGUCGGCCAAGUCCGAGCCCGGGAACACGGCCAAAGCCAGCACCAACCCAGAGCCGAACCAGGUCAAGUCGGCUCGUCGAGGAGACGCCGUUGCCAGUCCGGCGCCGGGUGCUGGGAGCGGCGGGAGCAGCCCGUUUGCCUUGAUAGCCAACGAGUCCAACCUCGGCUCCGAGGAAAUGCUCGUGCGGCGCGAUAUUCUCCUGAGGCACGUGGACGCCUACAUGGGCUACAUGUACUGGCUGCCCUGCCAAGGCUACCUGCACCCCGAAACGACAUAUCGCGAGAUCCAAGAGGGCGCGCUCGACCCGACCGUGGCCGCCGCCGUAUGCGGCAUCACGUCCGUCUUUGUCAGCCCGAGCGACGCCGGCGGCGAGUUUGGCACCAAGUGCAGCGCCCACGUCGAAAUGUACCUGUUCCGAAACGGCGACAAGUUCUCGGACAACCUGCUCCUCCUCUUCGCGCUCAGCAUCACCUUCAACCUCAUCCGCGGCGAGUUCGCCAAGGUCUGGCAGUCCUUUGGCGUGGCCUCGAGGCUGAUGCUCGGGCUCCGCAUCAACUGGGACGUCGGGCCGCGCGACGACCAGUCGUUUGCGCAGCAGGAGUCGUUGCGGCGCGUGGCCUGGCACCUGUUCCAUCUCGAUCGCAUGCUCGCCGGCGGCUACGAAGAGUACAUCUCGUGCCGCGCAGACGUCAUGAGGAUCGCGCUGCCCUGCGCCGAGGCGGCCUUUCGCGAGAACAGACCCGUCAACGCCGAGCGGCUGUACGACAAGCCGGGCAACCACCCCAGCACCAUCAACCUGCACGCCUACCAGCUGCGCCUGAUAGACCUGCGGCACCGAAUACAAGUCACGACCAAGCGCCUAUGUGCCGUCGGCCCGGCCACGCAGUCCCAGCUAGGCGCCUCCAAGAUCAUGGCCGACAUCAACGGGCUGCAGAACGAGCUGACCCGGUUCCACAUGUCGCUGCCCCCCGAGAUCCUGCUCAGCGACCAGACCGUGGCCAAGUACAUGGCCUCGACCGAGCGCUGCGGCUACGUCUUCCUCCACACCCACCUGGCCAUCAGCCACAUCGACCUGUACCGCUUCUCCCUGCCGGGCCAGCGGGACAAGGUGCCCGCCGAGGUGCUGCGCAGGCUCCCGCCCGAGUUCAUCGCCCGGUCGCAGAAGCAGGCCGUGGCGCACGCCAUGUGCCUCGGGCGCUUCUGCGACGCCAUCCAGACCGAGGUCGACCAGAUGCGCGACACGGGCAGGCUCGAGCUGGCGGGCGACUACUCGACGUUCCAGAUGUCGACGCACUGCGUGCGCGUGCUCCUCGUCGCGCUGCAGCACGAGCUGUACCGCGACAUCACCGACGUCACGACGGCCCCGUUGUGGCGGAGCGUCGAGGUGGACGAGGCGCACAUUCGCUUCCUCGUCGACGCGGUCCAGCGCGUCACCCGGCCGUGGUGCUGCAUCCUGAAAGUGGCCCAGCAAGCAUACGACCACAACAUUGCCCUCAUCGAAGGGUUCAACAAGACGCGCAAGGUGGCCGAUCAGCGAGCCGUCGAGACCAUGUUCGCCGGCAAGCCGGACAGCGCCCACCCCUGCUCGCCAGGCCCCGACGCCAUCCUCGAAAGCAUCGCCGCCACCGGCAGCCCAGACGAGCACGCCGGACGCGCCCUCUCGCAGCGGCCCUCGAACCCGUCAACCCCGUGGAUCGCCGCGCCCCCCGACCCCGGGACCGCACUGCAUCAGCAUCAGCAUCAGCAGCGUCAGCAGCAACCCCCCGGCAUCCCGCUGUUCCUCGCCCAGGCCAGGAACCGGCGCGCCAGCGGCGCCUUGCCCCCCACGGCGGACGCGACCUCGCCGCUGCCCGACGCGCAGCUCGCGCCCGCGCAGCUCGCGCCCGCCCAGCAGCACAUGUACGCCGGGGACGGCUACGCCGACGACCUGGCCAGCCGGCCCUACGGCCAGGGAUGCUACGCCCACCCGCUGGGGGACUACUAG
Messenger RNA from Ustilaginoidea virens, 2430 nucleotides. RefSeq lists its product as uncharacterized. The record is from RefSeq and is a predicted model, not a curated record. The transcript is spliced from 6 exons. NCBI's taxonomy places the organism in Eukaryota, Fungi, Ascomycota, Sordariomycetes, Hypocreales, Clavicipitaceae. Gene Ontology annotation, molecular function: zinc ion binding; DNA-binding transcription factor activity, RNA polymerase II-specific; DNA binding. Gene Ontology annotation, biological process: regulation of DNA-templated transcription; DNA-templated transcription. Bases 1 to 2430 code for a protein of 809 amino acids. Gene Ontology annotation, cellular component: nucleus.